UGACGCCACCGUAGAUGUUGCCGCCAUGUUCUACUCCGGGGUGUUUUCUGUGGCACGAUGUCCCGCUUGGAGCCGGGGUUUGUCCCGGGCCCGGAGCGCCUUGGCCCAGCUCAGCACGGUUCUGGAGGCCGAGUUGGAGGGCAUCCGGGGUGCCGGAACCUGGAAGAACGAGCGGGUCAUCACCUCCAAACAGGGAGCGCACAUCAGAGUGGAGGGCAGCUCCGGAGCCAUUGUGAAUUUCUGCGCAAACAACUACCUGGGCCUCUCAAGUGACCCCGCAGUGAUACAGUCAGGAAUCGACGCUCUGAAUCAAUAUGGAGCGGGACUCAGCUCCAUCCGUUUCAUUUGUGGCACCCAGAAUCUGCACAAGAGCCUAGAGGCCAAGAUUGCAAAGUUCCACCAGAGAGAGGAUGCCAUUCUUUAUGCCAGCUGUUUCGAUGCCAAUGCUGGGAUUUUUGAGGCCCUGUUAACCCCUGAAGAUGCCAUUCUCUCAGAUGAGCUCAACCACGCAUCGAUUAUCGAUGGAGUCCGACUUUGCAAGGCCAACAAAUACCGAUACAAACACCUGGACCUCAGUGACUUGGAGGCAAAGUUGAAGGAAGCCCAGAAACACCGAAUGCGUCUAAUUGUUUCGGAUGGCGUUUUCUCCAUGGAUGGUGAUGUGGCACCACUGAAAGAGAUUUGUGACCUUUCAGAUAAAUACAACGCUCUAGUCUUCAUUGAUGAAUGUCACGCCACUGGGUUUUUAGGACCCAAUGGACGGGGCACUGAUGAGUUGCUGGGAGUGAUGGACCGGGUUCAUAUUGUAAACUCCACCCUUGGAAAGGCACUUGGUGGAGCAGCAGGCGGAUAUACUGCAGGACCAAAGGCUCUGGUUGACCUCUUGCGUCAGCGCUCCAGACCCUAUCUCUUCUCCAACACUCUUCCCCCUCCUGUGGUUGGCUGUGCCUCCAAAGCCCUCGACCUCCUGAUGGACAGUAACGUGAUCGCCCAGACCAUGGCCUCAAAAACCAAACGGUUCCGCAGUCAGAUGACGGCUGCAGGAUUCACCAUUGGUGGAAUGGACCAUCCUAUUUGCCCAGUGAUGCUUGGAGAUGCACGGCUGGCAUCAUCCAUGGCAGAGGACAUGCUGAAAAGAGGAAUAUAUGUGAUUGGAUUCAGUUACCCUGUGGUCCCCAAGGGCAAGGCACGAAUCCGGGUGCAGAUCUCUGCUGCCCAUAGCGACCAGGAUAUCGACCAAUGUGUGGAGGCGUUUAUGGAGGUUGGGCGCAAACACGGUGUGAUUUCCUGAAAGACAUCUGAAGCCUCGCAGCACGCACUUUACAAACUAGCUCAUACAUGGCAUGAAGGAUGUUGCUAAUAUUAGUUGGACUUUGCACCUUCUCAUAAACACAAAUUCCGAACAUUAUUCUGCACAGAAUAAUUAAGUUAACCAAAGAUUGUGAGGAGGUUUGUUUUAACUACUAGUGCCUUUUUCCUAAAGGGUGAACCGGAUUUGUAUGAAAUCAUUGUCUGUCUUUUAUUUCCAAAACUAAAACAUUUUAGCCACUUGAUCCUUUGAUUCAAAGAUGUUAUGUGGAAGCAAAUCCUAGGAUAUUGAGCACUGGGAUGUAUGUAUAAAGCUGAAGCGUAUGUGAGAGGUUAGUCCUAUGCAGUUAAGACUCUGCCAGUUGAAAGUUUUUAUUUGUCAGCGAGGCUUGUUGUUGUUAUUGUAUUACAUUGAAUUAACAGCACGGAAACAGGCCAUUUAGCCUAACCAAUCUGUUUGUGCUCCACACAAGCCUCGUAAUUCAUCUAUCAAUAUAACUUUCCAAAUAUUGAUCCUUCUAAGUGAAUCCAUGAGUCAGGUUGUUUGUUGAUAUCCCACAGCCAGGUACAGUUCUGUCUCUGGGUGUACGAUGUCAUGUUUCAGACAGUAAACUGGCUGGUGUGAAGUUGGUUCCACAAAGUCACAGACAUACUACACUUAAGAUCAUCCAAACCAUCGAGUAUGUACUGGCUGUCUGGAGAGCAGUCCAGUCAAUCACAUUUCCCCUUCUGCUCUAUUCCUUGAGCGGAAAGUUUAUUUAUUUAGUGCCCAUCCAGUCUCCUUUUGAAAUAAUUCACUGUCUCCACAUCCUCCACUUUCAUAAGCAGAAAGUUCUAGGUCAUUCCCUCUUUUUUGUUUCCUAAAAUAAAAGCUGCUCCUCAUUCUCUAUAGAACUCUUACCCAAAACCUUAUAUCUGUUUCCUAAAGUCCUCUGCCUUCAGCUAUUGGGAGCAGCUUUAUUCCAGAUCUAUCAAAAUCUUGUAGUCCUGUUGGAUUUCUUGUCAUGAAGCCAUAGUCAUACAGCACAGAAACAGACCCUUUGGUCCUAACAGUCCAUGCCAAACAUAAUCCUGAACUAAAUGUCCCACCUGCCUGCUCCUGGCCUGUAUUCCUUCCAACUUUUCCUAUUCAUGUAGCUAUCCAAAUAUCUUUUAAAUGUAAUUGUAGCAGCAUCCAGCACUUCCUCAGGAAGCUCAUUCCACAUGCAAACCACCAUCUGUGUUUUAAAAAAAAAUUGUCUCAUGUCUUUUUUUAAAUCUCUCUCUCCUCUCAACCUUAAAAAUGUGCCACCUAGUCUUGAAAUUCCCCAUCCUAGAGAAAAUACAACUACCAUCAACUCUAUCCGUACUUCUCAUCAUUUUAUAAACUUUUAUCAGGCCACCUCUCAACUUCCUACGCUCCAGUGAAAAUGUCCCAGUGUACCCAGCCUUUCUUUAUAACCUUCUGUACAUGGCAAUGUCCUGGUAAAUCUCUUCUGGUCAGUCUCCCUUUCUGUAAGAAGAAUGACCCCAGCUUCUCUGACUUAACCUCAUCACCAAAACCCCUCAUCCCUGGAACUAUUCUGAUAAAUCUCCUCUUGAAGGGCCCACAUUCAUCUGCUCAAUAGGGAAGAAGCACAAAACAAGAACACAGUACCUAUCAACCCUUUCAAAGAACUGUCCAGUUUAUCUCAUUUCUCAGUGCCCUUCCCCCACAGAUCUUAAGAUCUUUUCGACGACUCCUUCCUUUUGAAAGUUUUUAUUGAAACUGCUACCACCCCCUUUCAGGUGGUGCAUUCGGAAGGCAAAAUUGUUGUCCCGCUUUUCUUUAGCAUGAGGUUGUCUGAUUCACUAAUGACCUUCUUGGAAAAGGAAUUCUGACAUUACCCAGUCUGGCUUUUGUGAUUCCAGACGCAUAGCAAUAUGUUUGAAAUGGCAUUUAGCAUGCCAGUCAGUGCCACAGCAGUUAGGAAUGGGCAACAAAUGAUACCAUUGCCACAGAUGCCCAAAUCCCAUAAAUGAAUAAAAGAAGUUUCAGAGAUAGUAGGAACUGCAGAUGCUGGAGAAUCUGAGAUAACAAGGUGUAGAGCUGGAUGAACACAGCAGGCCAAGCAGCAUCAGAGGAGCAGGAAGGCUGACAUUUCGGGCCUAGACCUUCAUUUCUGAAGAAGGGUCUACGCCCGAAACGUCAGCCUUCCUGCUCCUCUGAUGCUGCUUGGCCUGCUGUGUUCAUCCAGCUCUACACCUCGUUAUCAAUGAAUAAAAGAAUGUUGGUUGUGGAGGGUAAGUGCUGGUAUGGACCGGUUAGGCCAAACGGCCUGUCUCUUGUGAAAAACAAAAGAACUGCAGAUACUUUAAAUCAGAAACAAAAAUUGAAGUUGCUGGAAAAGCUCAGCACAUCUGGUAGCAUGUGAAGAGAAAUCAGAUGCUGCCUGACUUGCUGAGCUUUUCCAGCAAUUUCUGUUUUUGGGCCUGUCUCUUGUGUUGUACUAUUAUGUGUUACCAUACAAUGUAGGUGUUUUGAGUUCUUAAAUAUCAAAUCAUGACUGAAAUUAUAAUCAGAAGCAAAGUGUAAUGAUUAUAGAAUCUGUUACCAAUAAUAUGAACAGUAAUAUUUGUUUUACGUCAAAUGAAGUACUUACAUAGACUAUAGAUGUACAAUAGUCGCAAGGAAUCAAAUUGAAUAUUUUGAAAAGCUUUUUUGACCAAGGAGUGGUGAGAAUGUGGAAGUAACUACCACAGUGAGUGGUAGAAUAGUGUCAAUUCAUUUACAGGAAAACUGGACAAAUACUUGUGGGAGAACAUAAUUGAGGGCUAUGAUGGAGAUGGCUUGAAUGGAGCAUAAGAACCAGCAUAGACUGGUCGGGCUGAAUGGCCUGUUUUGUGCUAUAUAUCUUCUGUAAUCACUGCUGGAUUCUUGAAAGAUAGAGUUUAAUGCUUAUUUAUCUCUGCAGGUGAAUAAACUGUUACAGGCUGUGAAAGAAA
Messenger RNA from Rhincodon typus (whale shark), 4272 nucleotides. It is a transcript of the gene gcat, whose product is annotated as glycine C-acetyltransferase. Gene Ontology annotation, biological process: L-threonine catabolic process; biosynthetic process. The transcript is spliced from 9 exons. The record is from RefSeq and is a predicted model, not a curated record. Bases 26 to 1291 code for a protein of 421 amino acids. Gene Ontology annotation, molecular function: glycine C-acetyltransferase activity; pyridoxal phosphate binding. NCBI's taxonomy places the organism in Eukaryota, Metazoa, Chordata, Chondrichthyes, Orectolobiformes, Rhincodontidae.